AUGCCAACUAUUAAACAACUUAUUAGAAAUACAAGACAGCCCGUUCGAAAUGUCACGAAAUCCCCCGCUCUUCGGGGAUGUCCUCAGCGCCGAGGAACAUGUACUAGGGUAGUUAAACGCGGAUAUAUAGCCCGGAAACGUAGAACAAAAAUUCGUUUAUUUGCAUCAAGUUUUCGAGGGUCUCAUUCAAGACUUACUCGAACUAUUACUCAACAGAAAAUAAGAGCUUUGGUUUCGGCUCAUCGGGAUAGGGAUAAGCAAAGAGAAAUUUUCGUCGUUUGUGGAUCACUCGGAUAA
Apis cerana (Asiatic honeybee) is the source of this 297-nucleotide messenger RNA. RefSeq lists its product as uncharacterized. Gene Ontology annotation, biological process: translation. The record is from RefSeq and is a predicted model, not a curated record. Gene Ontology annotation, molecular function: structural constituent of ribosome; rRNA binding. NCBI's taxonomy places the organism in Eukaryota, Metazoa, Arthropoda, Insecta, Hymenoptera, Apidae. Gene Ontology annotation, cellular component: ribosome.